GUCCCCACGGUGUGGCAAGCCCAGGCACAGGAUGGCUAUUUUAUAGCUGGGGACCGUGGUGACGUAUAGCUGAGCGAGCUGGCACAGCUCCUCGUGGACCAGUCAGCGGAGCGAAAUUGAAGCUGACAAGACUUUUCUGGCAUUUUGGAAAGGACUGUAAUCUACUGUAGGGGAGAACAGAGCCGCUCAAUCACCGCCGCUGUAAAUAGGAGACGGAAGGGAGUGAGAAAGGAGGCGAAGAGAAAAAGUGCUUGCUGGGGGGGGAGGGGGGGCGGCAUUUUUGGUGGAUGGUAUGAAGCCAGCCAUGGAAACUGCAGCGGAGGAAAAUGCAGAACAAAGCCAAGAGAAAAAAGUGAUCACCAGACCAGAAAUGGAAAUUGGCAGGUACCACUGGAUGUACAGGAGUUCAAGGCCACACCGGUACCAUCAUGUGCCAGCAUUGAGAGGCAAUAUUAGUCCUUUGGGGAUUCAAGGUUGCUUUGAAUGUUGCAUUAAGUGCCUAGGAGGAGUGCCAUAUGCUUCGCUCGUGGCAACCAUUCUCUGCUUCUCGGGGGUAGCGUUGUUUUGUGGCUGCGGCCACGUGGCGCUCACGGGAACCGUGUCUAUCCUCGAGCAGCACUUCUCCACGACUGCCAGUGACCAUGCUUUGCUGAGUGAAGUAAUACAGCUAAUGCAGUAUGUAAUUUAUGGCAUUGCAUCAUUUUUCUUCUUAUACGGAAUAAUCCUUUUGGCGGAAGGUUUUUAUACAACAAGUGCUGUGAAGGAGCUGCAUGGAGAGUUCAAAACAACAGCCUGUGGCCGCUGCAUCAGUGGAAUGUUUGUUUUCCUGACCUACGUGCUUGGAGUGGCCUGGCUCGGGGUCUUCGGCUUCUCUGCUGUGCCUGUCUUUAUGUUCUAUAACAUAUGGUCAACUUGUGAAGUCAUCAAAUCUUUUCAGACAAAUGUGACGGUUCCAGGGGACCAGAUCUGUGUGGACAUCAGGCAAUACGGUAUUAUCCCUUGGAAUGCUGUACCUGGCAAAGCCUGCGGCCCAAUUUUAGAGAACAUCUGCAACACGAAUGAGUUCUACAUGUCUUAUCACCUGUUCAUUGUGGCUUGUGCUGGAGCUGGUGCCACUGUCAUAGCAUUGAUCCACUUCCUCAUGAUACUGUCUUCUAACUGGGCCUACUUAAAGGAUGCAAGCAAAAUGCAGGCCUACCAAGAUAUCAAAGCAAAAGAAGAGCAGGAGCUUCAGGAUAUCCAGUCUCGGUCAAAAGAGCAACUCAAUUCUUACACAUAAAUGUUUGCCACAGUAAUUCAGCAGAAGAGUUUUGUAGCUCUGACAAAUCAGCAAAUAGCUGCUCUGCAGUACAGAUGUGUUUCUACCAAACAAAAUUAGAGAGAAGUGUAAAAACUUCACAUUCCAGCUCCUGGAAAACUUGGUUAGGGAAAUCUUCCCAUGGGUAAUUUCCAUGCUUUCUAACAGAGAAUGGAGGGCUUAUUCCAGGCAUUUUAAAAGGCAACACUUUACAAAAAGUGACCAAAUUAUUCUUGAGACUUUUGGUAUUUAGUAUUUGAUUUGUUGUACAGCAUGACACCGUGCACAAAUGGCAGCAGGUGCCCCAGCCGAGCAGGCAGUAGAUCUGUGCAGACCUCAGGCACAYGCACGGUGUGUGACUGAGCACCUCCCAAAGGAACCUGUGUCCAGCUGGGAUUGGUGAGAGGAGCUCGUGUUUGUGUAUGGCASAGCUGCAGCACCUCCCAGGUUGCAGGGGGGCUGUUUGGGAACACCCCAUUCCUGGGCCACGGGAGCAGCUCCACUCCUGUGCCACACACAUCCAUGAGGAAGCUGUCACAUCCCUGUGCUCACCUGAGUGUUGCACAGAUGUCCCAAGUUUUAAUCAUCUGUUUAUUAACUAUCUAAUGGAAUGUAGAUCCCUGGAUCUGGAUAAUGAUCCCCUUCUUUGAAAAUAAAUGUCAGCUUUGCCUUAAUAUUUAUUUUCUAUAAAUGUCUUAGCAUUUAUAUAGUGGCAGGAGACCAUUAUCCUACAUUUUAAGUAAGUGAAAGUGUUACCUUAUUAAAAUGACACUGAUCUGACUAUUCCAAAUGAGCGGAUGAGAAAGUUUGCAGUUUUACACAAUGAAAUUUGCAGCCAUAAAAAUAAUACAGGAUGUCCACCUUUCUCUAUCUUGGUGCUUAGCAAAUUUAUAGUCAGUGCUUAUGUGUUUUCCUUUUUACAAAUUAAUUAGCACACUAAGAAAACGUGGUGUUCAGAAAAAAAAMCAACAACAAACAAACUGGUGCCAUUUUAAAGUCAUUUCCCAUAGAAGUCUGCCUUCUAAUUAAUGUUUUUUUCAGAAGCAUUCAGUGAUAUCUUGAGUAUUAGUGAUGGUAUAUUUGGUGUUUGUUCUAUAUGAUAUAUAUAUAUAUAUAUAUAAAUGUUGGGGGGGAAAGUAAAAAUACAUCAUUCAUUUGAAAAAAUUAAAUAUUCAAGUCAUACCCCUGCUAAGCUGACGUGUGGUUUGGUAGUUUUGACUGUUUGCUAAAUAUACAUCAAAGGAAGCACAAAUUCCUUCAAAUCAGUAUUAAGAGAAAAGGCAUUUUUGGGGGGGUAUUAACAUCAAAUAUAAUUUCUUUUGUUAAAUAUUGAAGUCUAAUUUGACAGUUUCAAAAAAGGGGCAAAGUUGAUUGAUGUAGAGCAAAUAUGACAAAAUAGCCUAGUGUAUGUUCUUACCUGUUGCAUGAAGGAGACAUUUCUACAGCAAUGCAGGUGAUGUUCUAGCCCAGUGUUUGCAUAAGGGUAAUAAUGGAGGCAGUGUCUUAAAGCCUAAUUCUUUUCUAAUUCAGUGUAGCUAUUACUGGGAGUUUUUGAAGUUUUGUUUAAGUAGUCUAAUAUUUUUAUGUAAAGAGCAUUAAAUUUUGCUAUGUAUAAAUUUUUGUAACCUAACAGUGAAUCAAUAUUUUCUAUCAGUGCCAAGGGCUUCCUGUAGUUACAUCCAAGUGUUAAAAUAAAUAUUUGUAGAUAAUAGACAACACUUGUGUAUGCUUAUUUGAAACCAGACCUACAGCUACUCCAUGGCAGUGCAUCUUUAGGCUUUAUGUCUCUAUCCGAAGUGAAACAUUUCUGUUCCGUAGCUCCCCUGCCCUCCUGCAGGUGCAGCUGCAGCAGCAGCUGUGUGCAGCAUGCAGUAGUGGUAGUUGUUCCAGGCCAGCAUAAUGCAACAAGCACUACCCCUUCCCAACACUGAACAGCAGCAGCCUCUCAGAAAUUCUGUAAAGGCCAGAGCGGCUGCAAUGGCAAAUUAAGCAGCAUGUAAAAUUAGAGUAGCCACCACAUCACAUUCUAGCUUCAUUUCAAAAAGCAAAGUUUGUAUCUGUCACAGUUUUGGUACGUUGUGUUUCAACAUCCAGUGAAUUCAAGACAGAACUUUGUUUUUUGCCCCUAAAUUCUGUCAAACUCGGCUUCAUGUUCUUGUAGUUAGGUCAAGAUGAGCAGCCUCAAAUGCAGUGCAAGUUGUAAUAUAUGCUGCCACCUAAAAUUACUUCAUUGAUAAAAACUACUGUAUUUUAUACUGUAAAUAAAGUUUAAUGAUCUUGCCUAUAAUCUACCUACAAAAUACAAAGCUUAAAUAAAGAUGAGUUAAAUAGCAUUUUUAUUUUAAUCUCUCC
Messenger RNA from Malurus melanocephalus (red-backed fairy wren), 3649 nucleotides. RefSeq names its product glycoprotein M6B (gene GPM6B). The record is from RefSeq and is a predicted model, not a curated record. Gene Ontology annotation, molecular function: structural constituent of myelin sheath. Gene Ontology annotation, biological process: axon development; central nervous system myelination. NCBI's taxonomy places the organism in Eukaryota, Metazoa, Chordata, Aves, Passeriformes, Maluridae. Gene Ontology annotation, cellular component: myelin sheath; plasma membrane. The transcript has 8 exons. The coding region runs from base 293 to 1279 and encodes 328 amino acids.